AUGAAAGAUGAACAGGAGGAACUCUUGACCAGUCAGGAGGGAGAGCAGCUUCAAGGGCUGGAGGAGGCUGAUAAGACCAAGUUUACAUUCACUCCUGUCCCUUUGAAGGCUGAAGAAGACGAUGACGAGACACCUCAGUCCUCACAGCUUCAUCAAAGAUUAACUGAACAGAUGAAAAGAAACCCUGAUGGAGAGGACUGUGGACCAGAACCAGCCAGGAACUCAGAUCCAGAGAGACAUUUACAACCAGCUACAGAUGACAAGACGUCACACUCGUCUGAAACUGAUGACAGUUGUGAUUGGGAGGAGACCAGGAAACCUCAAUCAGGUUCGAAACCUCUGCAAAGUGGAUGUAACACUGAUGAGAAACCAUUUGGAUGCUCUGAGUGUGGGAAACAAUUCAGCCAUAACUCAACUCUGAGACGACACAUGAGAUUUCACACAAUAGAGAAACCAUUAAGUUCAUUUAGCAGUAAAAGAUUUAUUCAAAGGGUAAGUCUGACACACCACAUGACACUCCGCAAGGGGGAGAAACAUCGGCAGGACUGUGGAGGACCAGAACCAGUCAGGAACUCAGAUCCAGAGGGACAUUUACAACCAGCGACUGGUGACAAGACUUCACGCUUCACUAAACCUGAGACUGAUUUGGAAGAGACCAGGGAACCUCAGUCAGGUUCAGACCCUCUUCCUAACAAUGAAGUAUCUGAACGUGAUCAAGAAUGUAGUACUGUAAAAACAUCAAGUAGCUCCUCUGAAUGUGCUACAAGCUCUGGUCACAAGGGACGUCUGCAGAAACGCAAGAGAAUGAAAACAGUAGAUAAACUGUUUAGUUGCUCAGUUUGUGGUAAAAGAUACUUCUUAAAGAACUCUUUAACGAGACAUAUAAGAAUUCAUCCAGAAGGAAAACGUUUCAGCUGUUCAGUUUGUAAAAAAAGUUUUAGUGACAGAAGGAAUUUGUCCAGACACAUGAAAAUCCACACAGGGGAGAAACUCUUCAGUUGUUCUGUCUGUGGUAAGACAUAUGUCCAAAAGGAACAUCUGAGACAACAUAUGGCAAUCCACACAGGGGAGAAAUCCUACGGUUGUUCCAUCUGUGGUAAAGCAUUUGCCCAAAAGUCACAUCUGAGGCGACAUAUGGCUAUCCACACAGGGGAGAAACCCUUCAGUUGUUCUCUCUGCGGUAAAACAUUUGCACAAAAGUCACAUCUGAGACGACAUAUGGCAAUCCACAGAGGGGAGAAACCCUUCAGUUGUUCUCUCUGUGGUAAAGCAUUUUCACAAGCGGCAAAUCUGCGACCACAUAUGGCAAUCCACACAGGGGAGAAACCGUUCAGUUGUUCUCUCUGUGAUAAAACAUUUGCACAAAAGUCACACCUGAGACCACAUAUGGCAAUCCACACAGGGGAAAAACCCUUUAGUUGUUCUCUCUGUGGUAAAACAUUUGCACUAAAGUCAAAUCUGCGACCACAUAUGGCAAUCCACAGAGGAGAAAAACCCUUUAGUUGUUCUGUCUGUGGUAAAGCUUUUUUACGCGGGGCAAAUCUGCGACAGCAUAUGGCAAUCCACACAAGGAGGAAAGCCGUCAGAUGUUCCGUCUGUGGUAAAACAUUUGCAUUUAAGACACAUCUGAAAAAACACUUGAUUAGCCACAAGGGAGAAACCCUUUAGUUGGAGCAUUUUUGAUAAAACAUCCACUCGCCUCUAACAAACCUGAAACCACGUGUGCUGUUGAGAGCAGAGGAUGGAAAUGAAGCUGCAGAGAUGCUUGUUGAGCAGAUUCCCUCUAGCAGGACUUCAGUACUGAGGUCAAGACUUGACUCAACACUGAUCAGUUCAGAACUGUGACACAGACUAAGUCUUGCUUCAUGCUUGGUUUUUAUUUGUGUCACAUAAUUUGUUCCAUUUCUGUGUACUGUGCUUUUUGGUGUUACAUGUAUUCAUCGAUUUGAAAUGGGUUCAAUGGGUUUUUUGUUUGUGGCUGCAGUUUUCUUAAGUAGCGUCAGUCCACUGUCCCUCAGAGGAGCCGGUCUGUUUCUGAUCCGCCCUGUUUGAUUGUAAAAAAACACUUGUUCGAUACUUCCUGUAGCUGCAGUUUCUCCAGCAGCUGCUGCUAUAGAGUUGACUUUUACUUUGACCCACUGCAGGAAGGUUACAGUUUUCACCAUUAAAAGCUCAACAUAUUGUAAAAGAAUUGCUGUUGGUUUAAUUCACUGUAUUCACAUCCAUUUGAUUUGUUAUGUUUACUUUGCAAAGUAUCUGUUGGGUAACUGUUGUUUAAGCACAAGUCCAAUGUUCUAUUAGAAUCUCUCUGCUUUCAGACGAUGUGAUUAUAGAUAGUUAUCAGUAUUAAUAUGUACAAGAUAAGAUGAACUUUAUUGAUUCACUUAUUACAUCAAAUACAUGACAACAGAUAAGACAUUAAAUAAGAAUAGAAUAAUAA
Messenger RNA from Micropterus salmoides (largemouth bass), 2440 nucleotides. RefSeq names its product zinc finger protein OZF-like. The transcript has a single exon. Gene Ontology annotation, molecular function: DNA-binding transcription factor activity, RNA polymerase II-specific; RNA polymerase II cis-regulatory region sequence-specific DNA binding. The record is from RefSeq and is a predicted model, not a curated record. Lineage: Eukaryota; Metazoa; Chordata; Actinopteri; Centrarchiformes; Centrarchidae. Bases 1 to 1668 code for a protein of 555 amino acids. Gene Ontology annotation, biological process: regulation of DNA-templated transcription.